Cylicocyclus nassatus is the source of this 303-nucleotide messenger RNA. The record is from the annotation of a GenBank genome assembly. Lineage: Eukaryota; Metazoa; Nematoda; Chromadorea; Rhabditida; Strongylidae.
AGACAGUUAAGAAAAGUCCACAAAUUUCAGAACAUGAAGCUAAUAAAUUACAUGCUUCUUUCGAUAAUUCUAUCUUGCCUGAUUGCUAGCAUUGAAGCAGGAAGUAUAUGCGGCGCUGACGGGCUUGUUAAGGCGAGGGCCAAGUGCAAGUAUUCUUGUCAACUGAAGGGUUACGGAGGAGGAGACUGUAAAGGAAAGAAGGACUGCUCCUGCGAAGUAAAAGAAAAAAAGAAAGAACUCGACUGCUCCUGCGAAUGCACAUGCUUCCCAUAGAGCUGCUAAAAGAGAACAUUGUUUGUGAUC